AUGUGGAACAACUGCGUCCACGCUGACGUACUUGGGCGGCGGAAGCACAAUGAAGGCUCCAGAGGCGCAGCUUCAGUGCACGAGAGAGAGUCGUCGUAUCACAGUCGCGCGCGGAGUGUGGGCUAUGGAAUUGGCUUCACAGGAGGACAGAAGGUGUUUGAGACUUCUCCGCCGACAGGACGGACGCAACUUGUCCUCUUCGUACUUGAUGAGCUUGUGCACUCGUUGGUGGCCACCUCCUACUCCUCCUCCUCCUCGUCCUCCUCCUCAGAUCCUCUGUCGGGCCCGGGCACCCACGGUUGGCACGCCCCGCUGGACUGUGUGCGCGCCAAUGAGAUGUGCAACCAGAACGCGCAGUGCAGCUCGCGCUACCGCAUCAUGCGCCAGUGCCUGGUGGGCAAGGACCGCACCACCAUGCUGGCCAACCGCGAGUGCCAGGCGGCCCUGGAGGUGCUGCAGGACUACCCGCUCUACGACUGCCGCUGCAAGCGAGGCAUGAAGAAGGAGCUGCAGUGCCUGCAGAACUACUGGAGCAUCCACAUGGGCCUGGACGAAGAUGAAGAGUUUUACGAGACGUCACCUUAUGAGCCCCUGCACCCGUCUGACGAGUUCCGACUGGCCUCCAUCAUCUCAGCCAUCGACUCUGCGUCCAGCAAGGGCAACCUGUGCUCGGACACGGGCAGCCCGUGCAACCCCUGCCUGGACGCGGCCAAAGCCUGCAACCUGAACGACACCUGCAAGCGCCAGCGCUCCCAGUACAUCGCCGCUUGCCAUAGCAAGACAUCACCCCUGCAGCACCCCAACACGCCCUGCAACCGUAAGCGUUGCCACAAGCAUCUGCGCCAGUUCUUUGAGCGUGUGCAGUCUGAAUUCAGCUACCCGCUGCUCUUCUGCGCCUGCCGCGACAUGGCGUGCGCCGAGCGCCGGCGCCAGACCAUCGUGCCGUCCUGCUCCUUCGACGAGAAGUCCAAGCCCAACUGCCUGGAGCUGCGCCGCACCUGUCGCUCUGACUCACUUUGCAGGUCUCGCUUGGCUGAUUUCCACAUGAACUGCCAGAUGAGUCCCCACACCAAAACAACCUGUGAAAAGGACAACUAUUACGCCUGCCUCAUCUCUUACGUUGGUCUCAUUGGUAUGGAUAUCACACCAAACUACGUGGACGCCAGUCACAGCAACUUCACCAUCUCGCUGUGGUGCAGCUGCCGGGGUAGUGGGAACCAAGAGGGGGAGUGUGACGCCUUCCUCCGAGACUUCAGAGACAACACCUGCCUCAGAAAUGCCAUUCAGGCGUUUGGCUACGGUUCGGAGGCGGGCAUCGGCCACAUACCCAUGCUGGAGUCACACCACCACCCUCACCACCCGCCACACCACCACCCACCUCCUCCUGGCCCCUCCUCUCUGCCGCCCGGGCACAUGAACUUGCAGCCGGCCAUCAUCACCAAGCCCUCCAUCAACUCCAACGACGUCAAGCCCGUGGACAGCAAUGCCUGCGAUACGGACUACUCCACCUGUGCAAACCUGAAGGACGGUGAUAAAAAGUGUACCAGCUCAGAUGCCUACGAGUGCACAAAUGAGAACCUGCUGGAACCCAGCCUGGUGGACGGGGCGGCCCCAGUCGGCUCGCAUCAAGCGGCAGACGAGAGCGCCAGGCAGUCGGCCGCCACGGGCCCCCUACAGCACCCGUCCACCGCCGCGCUCCUGCUGCUAGCCGGCAGCCUGCUACUCCACCUCCUCAGCCCACCAUUGCUGUAACGUGCUCCCACUCAGACGACUACUCCUCCUCCUCCUCCUCCAUCUUCUCCUCCUCCUACGGCUCUCCUCCGUGGCCCAGCAUUGCUGUAACAACCCAACUAAAGACACAUCCUGCUCCUCUUUCUCCUCCUCAUCCUGCUCUUCAGUUCGGCCACG
Messenger RNA from Engraulis encrasicolus (European anchovy), 1908 nucleotides. It is a transcript of the gene gfra2b, whose product is annotated as GDNF family receptor alpha 2b. Gene Ontology annotation, cellular component: signaling receptor complex; external side of plasma membrane. The record is from RefSeq and is a predicted model, not a curated record. NCBI's taxonomy places the organism in Eukaryota, Metazoa, Chordata, Actinopteri, Clupeiformes, Engraulidae. Gene Ontology annotation, biological process: nervous system development. Gene Ontology annotation, molecular function: signaling receptor activity. The coding region runs from base 1 to 1752 and encodes 583 amino acids. The transcript is spliced from 11 exons.